AUGGUUGCCACCGCCUUCAACGCCCUCGUGGCUGCGCUCGCAGUUGCCUCUUCGGUCGUUGCUUCGCCACUCCCCGUAAAGCGUGCACCCACUUGGGCUGACCAGAAGACCGCCACGAUCCACCCUGGUGUCAACACAAAUACGGCCGGCAGCUGCACGUCCAACUUCAUCUACUACAAUGGCGAUAACAUUUACAUUGGUCAGGCAGCCCACUGUGCCGGUACCGGCGAGUCGACCAGCACCAACGGAUGUACCUCUGGCUCGCUUCCCGAGGGCACCCAGGUCACCAUCACCGGUGCCUCGAAACCCGGUGUGCUGGCCUACUCUUCCUGGAUCCGAAUGCAACAGCGCGGCGAGACCGACGAGAACACCUGUGCCUACAACGACCUUGCUCUCGUGCUCAUCGAUCCUGCGGACCACGACAAAGUCAACCCCACCGUUCCCACCUUUGGCGGUCCCAAUGGUCUUCGAUCUGGCGGCCUUUCCCAGUUCGAGAAGGUGUACAGCUACGGCAACUCGAUUCUCCGUCAAGGUAUCACUCUCUUGAGUCCCAAGUACGGUGUCAAUGUACAGGAUGAGGGUGCUGGCUGGUCGCACAAUCUUUACACAGUCACUCCUGGUAUCCCUGGCGACAGCGGAAGUGGCUUCUUCGAUGGGUCUGGAAAGGCUUUCGGUACACUCAGCACCGUGCAGUUUGCUCCCCUUCCCGCUUCCAACGGUGUUGGUGAUCUGGCCAAGGAGCUCGCCUACGCCAAGACUUUCGACGACUUUGCCGGCGUCCAGCUCGCUACUGGUACCGCACCAUUCGCUGUCGCGCUCCCCGACCUUGCUUCUGGCCUCCAAUCAAGCCUUCAGAACGCUGCGGGCGCUCUCAGCAACGAUGCAGGUCUGCUCUAA
Molecule: messenger RNA, 897 nt
Organism: Pseudozyma hubeiensis SY62
Lineage: Eukaryota; Fungi; Basidiomycota; Ustilaginomycetes; Ustilaginales; Ustilaginaceae
Exons: 1
Coding region: 1-897 (298 amino acids)
Source: RefSeq, a predicted model, not a curated record